GUUCCUUCCAACUAUUUUCCAGUGGUUGUUAUCGAGGAUGAUUCUUCAAAGAGUACUGUUGCUGUGCGUGUGUUCGUAUGCGGCUCUAACGGAGAGGGAUGAGCGAUCGGUGCAGAUAGUCAUCAACAAUAACGAUGGGAGUGGGGACAGUGACAGCGACUGCGCCUGUGAAGCUGUCGACGUCGGAGAGGAAUGUUGCGGGUUUUGUGAGGAUUCGAAUGCCGAGUGCCGUCCCUUCCGGUGUGUGGACAUUUGCCAAUGCAGAGACGGUCACGUGUUCUGUGGAUGCGAAGCCGGGGAGGGAUCCUGCCAACCAGAACAAGGAUUAAAUGGGGCGUGUGUCUGUAAUGCACAGUGUCCCCUAAACUCCAUAUGCAACCCUUCAUCGGGUGUCUGCGAGUGUGCUUCAGGAUUCGUCGAGGCGAGCGGCGAAUGCAUACCUGAUACAGAAACUCCGCCCCCGGUAUUUGGUGGUGAUUGCGAUGGAGAUGGUGGAAAUCUUGGAGCUAUCAACUGCCCCGAAUGGCCGGUCUUCAAGUGUCAAAGAAUCCCGGGAACCGGGCCACGACCAAAAAAGUGCCUCUGUAACGGACCUUUCGGCUAUGUGGAUGACGGGACGGGGACUGGCUGUGUUUGUGACAUCGCCAACAAGCCAAAUGCCCAGUGUACCCGAUUAUAAGAAUGUCAUGGAACUGAACUACAAAUGAUUUCAAUAUAACAUUGAAUGACGUAGUAUUGUAAUUAACUUCCUUCUCUCUGUU
Mya arenaria is the source of this 761-nucleotide messenger RNA. Its product is annotated as multiple epidermal growth factor-like domains protein 6. The record is from RefSeq and is a predicted model, not a curated record. The coding region runs from base 38 to 679 and encodes 213 amino acids. The transcript has 4 exons. NCBI's taxonomy places the organism in Eukaryota, Metazoa, Mollusca, Bivalvia, Myida, Myidae.